Messenger RNA from Vigna unguiculata (cowpea), 1321 nucleotides. RefSeq lists its product as uncharacterized. The record is from RefSeq and is a predicted model, not a curated record. Lineage: Eukaryota; Viridiplantae; Streptophyta; Magnoliopsida; Fabales; Fabaceae.
GUUUUCCAUCUUAAUCAACAUCACCCUUCGUCCUUUUCCCCUAUUGUUGUCUCAAAUUCUUUGCAUCAACAUCCUCACCAUUUUUUUUUCUUCUCUUCUCAAUCCACCCUUUUGAAAAUGGAGUUCUUCCAAAAGGCGAAAGUGGUGCGUUUGAGAAGCUACCAUGACAAGUACAUGUUGGCCGAUGAGAAUCAAGAAAACGUGUUCCAAGACCGUAACGGUUGCUACAAUAACGCUAAAUGGGAAGUGGAGAUGAUAGAAAACUCAAAUUUCAUAAGAUUGAAAAGUUGCUACGGAAAAUACUUAACAGCUUCAAACAUGCCAUUUCUAUUGAGAGGAACGGGAAAAAAAGUGUUGCAGAGUUUGCCUUCUAGGUUGAAUUCUGCUAUGGAAUGGGAACCCAUAAGAGAAGGGGUGCAAGUGAGGUUAAGAACACGUUACGGACAAUACCUUCGUGGCAAUGGAGGAUUGCCACCUUGGAGGAACACCAUCACCCAUGAUGUUCCUCAUCGAACGGCAACGGCAAACUGGGUUCUGUGGGACGUUGACAUAGUGGAACUUCGACCUAAGAAUCAACCGAAACCUAGACCAAGGCCAACACCUAUUACACCACCCAUUUCUCGUUCCUUGAAUCCAACGCCACUGUGUCUUUCACCUUCUUCUUCUUCUCCCUCGGACAUGGAUUCAUUGGUAAAGAUUGAUCUCCGAUCUCCCACAACACCCGAGCCUGAAGAUUCACAAGAGUGUUUAUCACCUGUGAAAGAAGGAAGAGUUAUAUUUUACAAUGUGGGUAACGAAAAUGGUGAUGUUGAUGAUGCAAAGAAAGAGUCAUAUUUUAUCUUUAAAGGAAGUUGUGUGAAUGAACUAAAAGAUAAAUUGAAAGAAGAAACAGGACUUGAUGAUGUUCUUGUGUGUUGUCGCAAUCCAGUCACAGCAAAACUUUAUCCACUUCGUUUACAAUUACCUCCUAAUACUUGUGACAUGCAUGUAGUUCUUGUUCCUUCUUCAUUCCAAGAGCAAUGAUGCACGGAGGUCACAGUUCUUUUAGCAGUUGAAAACAACAAUAGUUGUAUAUAUACAUAUUUGUUGAGUUGAGUAUACAAGUGUGGAUGAGUACAGUAAUCCUUCAAACACAAUGAGGCAACAACCAACCAUGAAGAACUCAAAUUUCAAAAUUUUCAGAAUUGGUUGUUUGGAAUGUAAUGCAAAAUGGCAAGUAAUGUCGUUUUCUUAAUUAGGAACUCCAUGGCCUCUUCAAUAAUUAUUGAGUUAAUAUCAAGUUGUAAUCUUUCUAGUUAUAUACAUUCUCACAUUUUAUUUA